AUGCCUGGUAUAACUGAGACAAGUCAGGUUACCGGACCUGUGCUGGCCCAUGUGAUUGUGACUGAGGAUCCCUACGAUGCUUCUGAGAGAGCGUUCCUUUCAACUGAUUUAUAUGAACUGCUUUUUGAAGAUUACGCCAACGGGUCAAAAUCUGGCUUGACUUUAAUUUCGAUUCAGCUUAUGGGUUCCUCUCUUUUCAAUGAGUUUCAAACUUUCAAAGUGUAUGAAAGCGAAGAGCAAUUGCCCCCUAAUACUGUCAACUUAUGCAACAUGGGCAACAUCAUUGAUUACAGCUCUGAUUUCACAGUUGACUCAGGAUAUGUAGCAAGAGUUGAUUCUCUGGUCAAACUGGAUACAGUUAUUAUUUCAGUCUUACCAGAGGUAUACAGCCUGGCUAGCCAGGCUUCUCAACAUCAAUUAGUCGAUAUUCUAGGUGGGAAUGAUCAACAUACUGUCAUAAGACAAGGUGAUUACAAUAAAGACAUCAACGGAAAAAUAUCUUUGUGUGAGCCUACCGACCAAGGCUUUCUAGAGUCUACAACCAAAAUAAUUGUGGUGAAAGAGAAUAGUUUGAACUUGCCUUUGCUAGAUCAAUCACAAGAUGGAAGCCUAAAUUACGAAGAAAAUGUCAAAAUGAACCUGGAACAUUCAAUCUCCAAUUAUUUUUCCUUAAAUUCCUUAGAUCCUGAGAACCAGAUUACCACAACAGGAGUAGAGUUCUCGGUCAAAUGUUUGGAUAGCCCCAUUUCUGUAAGGAAAACUGCGAAGAGUAUAAGUGUGGCUCAUGAUUCGGAGGAUGAAAGCUCUCCCAAACUAGUAGAGGAGGACAUUUCAAACGAGGAUACUCUGCUAUACGCCUUUUGCAAGACUACAGAGCUUGCCAAAAUUGGAUGUCUUUCUGGUGAUAUCGUGAAAAUGAAAUCAGGACAGUGUCAAUGCACUACGUUUGAAUGUAAUUGUGAAUCUUGCCCUGUACAAUACAGGUAUAUCCGAAUUCAUGCAUUUACUGACCCUAAUACGUAUGAAAAAGGAUGCAUCUAUCUGAACCCAAUUCUUUCUUUUAAUUUAAACAACCCAAAGAUUGUGAAACUAUGCCCAAUAUCUAUCCCCGAUAAGAGAUUUGAGCUGCAAGGUUUCCACUUUUCCAAGUUCAUCCCAUUGGCAAAGCAGGUUACGAUUGCCAGAGUUUCUUCUCCAGUUACGCUUGACAGGACCUUGCAAACAUUAUUUUUAACUAACUUGAAAACGUAUUUUGAAUCUGGCCGAAAAGUGCUUUCAAAAGAUCAAUUGAUUCCAAUUCCAGUUGACACACUUCUCGCCAAGUCAAUAUUCAGCACAUAUGAAAAGUUGGGAGUCGAUGACUCGCAGUUCCCAACUGUCAUACCUGAAGGAAAACCUGAUGCAAUUGCGUGGUUUAAGGUAACCGAGGUUUCAGGCGAACUAGCCGAUUCAGCCUCCCAGCAGUUUAUCAUUGAUCCAUUGAAGACCAAAAUGAUGCAAUCAGGAGUCGUUUCCUGCUCCCCGCCCAAAAAUAGUCAACACUGCAAUUGGGCUAACUAUUUAGGAUGCGGUCAGAUGUUUUCCUUUCCUAACGUUUCUGGUGUAACGACUUCAACCUUUGAGUACGCCAAAACGUUGCGCAAAUUGAUCAAAGCUACCAUUGAUCCAUCAAGGUUGGUAAACCUUCAAACCACAGUUUUGUUGUCGUCCUUAUCCAGAGCAAUUGGGAAGUCACUUCUAGUUCACAGUCUUGCCCUUGAAUGUGGUGUUCAUUUAGUUGAAAUUGAUGGGUACGAGGUUUUGAACCCAUCUUCUGAGUCAAAGACAAUUGGAACAAUUAGAGGAAAAUUGGAUAGAGUUGUAGAGGGCUGUACGCCUUUAAUUGUGUUUAUUAAGCACAUCGAAGCUCUCACCAAAAAGUCUGAACAACAGCAAAAAGAUUCACUAGCUGUUAAGAUCAACGAAUUGAUUGACGAGUAUACGGCAAAACCUGGAGUCCUUUUUGUUGCUUCAACUAACGAUUCCGAUAACCUCAGUGAUGAGCUAAGAGCAAAGUUUAAGUUCGAAAUUGUCCUUGGUGUUCCUUCAGAGCAAGAAAGAACGUUGAUUUUUAAAUACUUGAUUGACUUUGACCAGAAGACAACUCCCAAGGUUACUGAGGGAACGAGAGAGCUUUCAUUUGCACCCAGAAAUGAUUUAUCUCUCAGUUCGUUAUCGCUUCAGAGUGCUGGGUUGACACCCAGAGACUUGAUCUCUAUUGUAGAAAAUGCUAAGACAUUGGCAGUUGACAGAGUAGAGAGCCUUGCUAAGCACCAUAAUGUUUCAUUUGAGAAUAUGGUAUAUUCCAGCGGGGGAUAUAUCAAGUUUACUCCUGAAGAUGUUGAAAAAUCUAUCAAUACUGCGAGAAAUAAGUUCAGUGAUUCCAUCGGGGCACCUAGAAUUCCGAACGUCAAAUGGGAAGAUGUAGGUGGUUUGGAUGUGGUCAAGGAUGAGAUACUGGAUACUAUUGAUAUGCCAAUGAAACAUCCUGAGCUUUUCAGUAACGGUAUUAAAAAGAGAAGUGGUAUUUUAUUUUACGGGCCCCCGGGAACAGGGAAAACUCUGCUUGCUAAAGCCAUUGCAACAAACUUUGCUCUCAACUUUUUCUCUGUAAAGGGCCCAGAGUUGUUGAAUAUGUAUAUUGGAGAGUCAGAGGCCAACGUGCGUAAAGUGUUUCAAAGAGCACGAGACGCUAAACCAUGUGUUGUAUUUUUUGAUGAACUGGAUUCUGUUGCUCCAAAAAGAGGUAACCAGGGAGAUUCGGGAGGAGUAAUGGAUCGUAUUGUAUCUCAAUUGCUUGCUGAAUUAGAUGGUAUGAGUGGUGGUGAUGGCGGAGAUGGCGUCUUUGUCGUUGGUGCUACUAACAGACCAGAUCUGUUGGACGAAGCCUUACUUAGACCGGGAAGAUUUGAUAAGAUGUUAUACCUUGGAGUCUCUGAUACCCACGAAAAGCAAAGCAAGAUAAUGGAGGCACUGAGUAGAAAGUUUCAUCUACAUCCCUCGGUGGAUUUGGAUAAAGUGGCUGAGAGCUGUCCUUUCACAUUUACAGGUGCUGACUUCUAUGCUCUAUGUUCUGACGCAAUGCUUAAUGCAAUGACCAGAAUCGCCAAUACAGUGGACGAGAAGAUCAAGAGAUACAACGAGGAGCUGCCAGAAAAGAGUCAAGUGAGCACACGCUGGUGGUUUGACAACGUAGCGACAAAAGAGGACAUAGACGUAUUAGUGACUUUGGAAGACUUUGACAAAUCUAGGAAAGAACUAGUUCCAUCAGUCUCUGCAGAAGAGUUGGAUCACUAUCUAAGAGUGAGGCAGAACUUUGAAGGAGGAAAAGAGAAGAAGGUCGUGCAAGAGAAUGGACAGACAGAACACUUUUCUAAUGGCUCUGCAAAUAAUCAUAUCACCUUCGGUGAUGAGCAAGUUGUGGAGGCCAUAGACGAGAACGGCAACUCGAUAAUAGCCUGA
This is a messenger RNA of Komagataella phaffii GS115, 3501 nucleotides long. RefSeq names its product AAA-peroxin that heterodimerizes with AAA-peroxin Pex1p. NCBI's taxonomy places the organism in Eukaryota, Fungi, Ascomycota, Pichiomycetes, Pichiales, Pichiaceae. The record is from RefSeq and is a predicted model, not a curated record. Gene Ontology annotation, molecular function: ATP hydrolysis activity; ATP binding. Gene Ontology annotation, cellular component: cytosol; peroxisomal membrane. Gene Ontology annotation, biological process: protein import into peroxisome matrix. The transcript has a single exon. The coding region runs from base 1 to 3501 and encodes 1166 amino acids.